UGCAAUUCUUCCUGGGUCCCCAACUUAGCGCUUCUUAUUGCUAAUAGCUCAAACUCCUAUUCUCUAAGGAAAGGAGGCCAAAAGGCAUUGGUACCAUCAUUUCCUAGAAUUUCCUCCAAGGUACUAGUCCAAUAUGAUUAUGAAUGGGGAUGUCAGUACUAAAUCAGGAUCCUGGAGUUAGUACCCACAGAAAUCAGAGAAAUGGGAAGAUAUUAGAAGAGAAAGAAAGGAAGACUGAGAGGCAUGAAAACAAGAAAAGAAAGCACAAGGAAGAGAGGGGAAGUAUAUAGAGAGAAAUGGGCUGAGCUAAUUAGGAUGGGAAAAAGACAUAAUUUGAACUCUGAUAUCAAGAGUUAAGAUUAUGAGGAAGGACAAAGAGAAAGGAGCAGUAGAAGGAAGAAAGGAAGAGGUAGGGUUGGUGGAAAGAAUGUAUUAUUACAGAAAGAGACAGAAAUGGAAAAGGUGACUUGGAGUAAAAAGAACUGAAGGAAAAAGAGAUGAGAGGCAGAGUUGGGUGAAAGAGGAAUUGGGGGACAAAACUAAGUGGAAAAUCCUUGACCUUCCAAGAGAAGAUUAGUGUAAGUAACUGGAUGAGGAUUACAAAUUGUCUCUAAAUUUGUCCCACAAAGUUAGGGGUUCUAAAAGGGUGGAGGCCCCUAGCUUUGUAGGAAAUGAGUCAGAACCAGGAGAGGUGCUUUCAUUUCUCCCCCCACAAACACAAACAUCAACCACAUAGAAUUGAGGUUAGACUGAAGCUGAAAUCUAGAGGUUGGGGAAGAAGAGAAAAGGGACAUCUCUUUCUGCUUCUCUCUCACCCCUGCCCCAUACUCCUGGGCUGUAAUUACCUUUGGAAGACUCCUGCACCAAUAUCUGGUUUGCAUUUUUUACAGCAAGACUCUACCUGGUCCUCCAGAAACCAAAACAGUUACCAUCUUGCUUUCAGGAUAUGAGAGCUGGAACUUUUGCAAUAUUCCUAGGGCUCCUGCUGGCUUUGGGCAGUGGCCAGAGGGAGCCAGAUACUGGGGUCCUAUCUACAGAUGAGAGCCUGGAGAGAGAAGAUACAGAUCUCCGCCCUAGGACACCCUCUGGGUUCUGUCAGUCAGUUUCCUCCUGCAAGGAAUGCAUCCUUUCCCACCCCAGAUGUGCCUGGUGCAAGCUGCUGAACUUCACCGCCGCGGGGGAGAAGGAGGGGAGGCGGUGCGCCCCGCGAGAGGAGCUGCUGGCCCGGGGCUGCCCGUCCGAGGAGCUGGAGGAGCCCCGAGGGCAGCAGGAGGUGCUACAAGAUGAGCCCCUCAGCCAGGGCGCCCAGGGCGACCGCACCACGCAGCUGGCCCCGCAGAGGGUUCGGGUGAAGCUGCGGCUGGGCGAGACCCAGCGGCUCCAGGUACGCUUCCGUCGCGUGGAGGGCUAUCCGGUGGACCUGUACUACCUCAUGGACCUGAGCUACUCCAUGAAAGACGACCUGGAGCGCGUGCGCCAGCUGGGGCACGCGCUCCUGGUCCAGCUGCGGGGGGUCACCAGCUCGGUGCGCAUCGGCUUUGGAUCCUUCGUGGACAAGACAGUAUUGCCUUUUGUGAACACGAUACCUUCCAAGCUUCAGCAUCCAUGCCCCUCACGCCUAGAAAAAUGCCAGCCACCCUUUAGUUUCAGACACGUGCUGCCCCUCACCGAUAACGCCUCUGCCUUUGAGUAUAAGGUGGAGCAGCAGAGUGUGUCGGGGAACCUCGACUCACCUGAAGGGGGUUUUGAUGCCAUCUUGCAGGCUGCCCUCUGCCAGGAGCAGAUUGGCUGGAGAAACGUAUCCCGGCUGCUGGUAUUUACGUCAGAUGACAUAUUCCACACGGCAGGGGAUGGAAAGUUGGGUGGUAUCUUCAUGCCCAGUGAUGGACACUGCCACCUGGAUGCUAAUGGUUUCUAUAGCCGAAGCCGAGAUUUUGACUACCCUUCUGUGGGUCAAGUAGCCCAUGCUCUAUCUGCUGCCAACAUCCAGCCCAUCUUUGCUGUAACUAGUCCUGCAUUGCCAGUCUACAAGGAGUUGAGUAAGCUGAUCCCUAAGUCAGCUGUGGGGGAGCUGAGUGAGGACUCCAGUAAUGUUGUACAGCUCAUCAUGGAUGCAUACAAUAGGCUGUCUUCCACUGUGACUCUGGAGCACUCACCACCUCCUCCUGGGAUCCACAUUUCUUAUGAGUCCCAGUGUGGUAAUUCUGAGAUAAGGGAAGGCAAAGAUGAUCAAGGCCAAUGUAGUCAAGUCCGAAUUAACCAAACGGUGAGUUUCUGGGUAAAUAUCCAUGCUACUAGCUGCCUCCCCACACCCCAUCUCCUGAAGCUCCGGGUUCUUGGAUUCUCCGAGGAGCUGAGCGUGGAGCUGCACACCUUGUGUGACUGUAACUGCGGUGAUGUACAGUUACAAGCCCCCCAUUGCAGCCAUGGCCAAGGCGACCUCCAGUGUGGAGUCUGCAGCUGUGCUCCAGGCCGCGUGGGUCGCCUGUGUGAGUGUUCCGAGGCCGAGUUGUCGUCCCCGGAUUUGGAGACUGGCUGCCGAGCGCCCAACGGGACGGGGCCCCUUUGCAGCGGGAAGGGUCAGUGCUGGUGCGGCCGGUGCAGCUGCAACGGGCAGAGCUCUGGGGACCUCUGCGAGUGUGACAACGCCAGCUGUGAGCGGCACGAAGGCAUCCUCUGUGCAGGCUUUGGCCAGUGCCGCUGCGGGGUCUGCCACUGCGACGCCAACCACACGGGCCAAGCCUGUGAGUGCAGCAAGGAGACGAGCAGGUGCGAAAGCCCGCGCGGGCUCUGCAAUGGGCACGGCUCUUGUCACUGUAACCAGUGCCAGUGCCUGGAGGGUUACUACGGUGCCACGUGUGAUCAGUGCCCAGGCUGCAAGACAGCGUGUGAGAAGCACAGGGACUGUGCUGAGUGUGGGGCCUUCAAGACGGGGCCCCUGGCCAACAACUGCAGUCUGGCCUGUGCCCAUGCCAACGUCACAGUGGGCCCAAUGUCCGUGCCAGAUGACAGUUGGUGCAAGGAGAGGAGUGUGGACAACCAGCUGCUCUUCUUUGUGGUGGAAAGCGAGGCUGAGGGCAAGGUUGUGCUGAGGGUGAAACCUCGAGAGAGAGGAGCAGACCACACCCAGGCCAUUGUGCUGGGCUGUACAGGGGGCAUCGUGGCAGUGGGGUUGCUGCUUGUCCUGGCCUAUCGACUCACCGUGGAAAUCUAUGACCGGAGAGAGUACAAUCGCUUUGAAAAGGAAAGGAAGCAACUUAACUGGAACCAGGACAACCCUCUCUAUAGAAGUGCUGUCACUACCACCAUCAAUCCUCGAUUCCAGAACGAGAACCUGCAAUAAGGAGCCAUGCACAGACAGAAGCUCAUCCUUUCACACAACAGCAACAGGGCCCCUCUUAAACCUGACUCGGGGGUCUUCUCAGGACUCGCUUCCCAUCCUUGUUCCCCAUGCAAUGGCCAAGCUGAGGGGUUUCCUAGUCAGAGCUCUCUACCACCUCAUCCCUUUGUCCAUUUCCUACCCCAAAAAUCUGCUUUUAAAAAAAGUGCAAGGGGGAGAGCAGCUAGAUGGCAACAGUGGACAGCUGAAGUUAGGAUGAGUUCAAAUUCAGUCUCAGACAUUUACUAGCUGUUUGAUUCUAGGUAAGUCACUUAAUCCCAAUUGCCUCACCAAAAAAAAAACCCCAAAACAACAAAAACCAAAGUUAAAAAAAAAAAAAGUGCAGGGCAGAAACCCUCACUCACCCCACAAAGGCCAGGGCACUUUCUCUACCCAAAAAGAGUCCUUCUCAAAUUAAAACUAUUGUACUGAAGCCA
Molecule: messenger RNA, 3816 nt
Organism: Antechinus flavipes (yellow-footed antechinus)
Lineage: Eukaryota; Metazoa; Chordata; Mammalia; Dasyuromorphia; Dasyuridae
Gene: ITGB7
Product: integrin subunit beta 7
Exons: 15
Coding region: 947-3343 (798 amino acids)
Biological process (GO): cell-matrix adhesion; integrin-mediated signaling pathway; cell migration
Cellular component (GO): cell surface; integrin complex; focal adhesion
Molecular function (GO): integrin binding
Source: RefSeq, a predicted model, not a curated record